AUGUGUCGCGGAAACCUUCAGUAUUUUGGAGACUGUGGCCACGAGAAGAAGUUUCACCCUACCAAACUCUGCCCUUACUACUCUCCAAAUCAAGACAAAUGUCUCGGCACUCUCACAAUCUGCCAUCAAACAGUCAUACAUUCACCGGCCAUUUGUGUAUCGUGUGCCGUCCGCAUCGAAACAGGCAUGAUCCUGGAGUGCGAUCGUGCCAUUCGAAAAUUCGAAAAGAAAAUCGAGACACUGAAUCAUGCCUUGAGCAAAGACAAAGAUACGUUGGUCCAUCGUGCGAUGAUAUCUGAGCGUGCAAAAUUGAUGAAGGCUCUGACUGAAUUUACAGAGAGAAAGAACGAGGAGCUGGCGGUUUUCCAGAAGGAGCAGGGAAGAAAUGCUCCCGGCCGGGCCGAAGAUCUUCCUCAUGAUUGGUGGAACGACGAGGAGGAGGAUUCAGUUCAGCCAUCGAGAUCCCGUCAUGGUUGGUGCGAUGAUGACGAUGAGGACAGAUCUCGGUUGGUGGCACCUUUCGAUGAUCGAUGGAACGAUGACCUUCUCCAGGCCAGGAAAAUCCCUUGUGAAUAA
Letharia columbiana is the source of this 576-nucleotide messenger RNA. RefSeq lists its product as uncharacterized. Bases 1 to 576 code for a protein of 191 amino acids. The record is from RefSeq and is a predicted model, not a curated record. The transcript has a single exon. NCBI's taxonomy places the organism in Eukaryota, Fungi, Ascomycota, Lecanoromycetes, Lecanorales, Parmeliaceae.